Alnus glutinosa is the source of this 729-nucleotide messenger RNA. Its product is annotated as UPF0481 protein At3g47200-like. Bases 1 to 729 code for a protein of 242 amino acids. The transcript has a single exon. NCBI's taxonomy places the organism in Eukaryota, Viridiplantae, Streptophyta, Magnoliopsida, Fagales, Betulaceae. The record is from RefSeq and is a predicted model, not a curated record.
AUGGAACAAUCAGCAAUUCCAGAAAUUCACUCAGCAGCAAAUGAUUUGUUACAUUUGAUAAUAAAUGUGAAAGAACAUCAAGGCAAAUGGUUGGCAAAUGACAUCACAAAAAUGCUACAAAGCUCAGAGCCUCCCUUAUUACUUGAACGUUGUAUCUACAGAGUUCUAACUAAUCUUCGCAAAGUGAAUAAAAAAGCCUACACUCCUCAGCAUAUAUCAGUAGGGCAUUUUCAUCAUGGCGAUGAAAGAUUGAAAACUAUGGAAAAGCUUAAAGUGACAUAUUUCAAGAAAUUUGUGCAAAAGGCUGCGUUAAGCGUGGAGAAUUUAGUAAGCUUUAUAAUGGAUAGGGAAGCAGCUGUUCGUCGUUGUUAUUCACAUACUAGCGGACUUAGCAGUGAUGAUUAUGUGAAAAUGAUUCUGCUGGAUGCGAGCUUCAUUAUAGUGUUUUUUAUUACAUGCAAGCCUAAAGAAUGGACGGAUGAGGACACCUUAAAACCGCGGUUGAUUGCUAUAGUAAGAAAGGACAUCCGGUUGCUUGAGAAUCAACUUCCUUUCUUUGUUAUUGAGGAAUUAUACAACUUUGCAUUUGCAUCUGCCUCAAACUUACCUUCCUUCGUUGAGCUUGCCAUCAAAUUCUUUAAACGAUCCACCACUAGAAUAAUAUCUCAUGAUCCCAAUUUGAAAAUAAGGCACUUCAUUGAUUUGUUAAGAACCUCUUUUUUGCCUUGA